AUGCAUAGCCUUUUGAAGGUGAUCUUAUUUGCGCCAGCCAUAGUAUCGGCGUUUGUUCUACCAUUAUUCUCUGAGUCUGUACAAGAUGGUGAUGCCAAAUACAAACUAAUUAAUAUUGGUACUACUGAUGCAUAUACCAAGGGAUUCGUCCGCCUCGAUAUUGGUCAUGGCUCCCCAUCAGCUGACAUAUCCCCCCUGGACCUUCGACUUGAUAUCUUACAUUCCACAGAAGCAUGUGGCUUUGGAAAUGUUACAAUCGACGGUCAAGCUCUCUCACAGACAUUCGAUCCCGAAACUUUAGUCUCAUCCGGAAAAGGUUCUGUUUCGACAUCGACCAAUAAAAUCGUAGUUGGAUCAUGGUAUUUCGAUUGUAUCUUCAUCGAUGGAAAACCACAUGGACAACUAAUGAAGUUCAUGGUCGAUUUUGUAGAUGGAAAAUCAAUCGAAAAUACCGGAUUCUCUGUUCUAUUCCGACAAACGGAAGAGACUGAAAUCAUGAACAUCGAAACCAUCUCUUCUCAAGAAGACGAAGUCAUUGAGCAUCACUCACCACAAGGUCAAUCACCCGACCGUCAACAUCACAAUAGCCAGCAUUCUGAAGGAGAACAUAAGUAUUAUAUGGGCAAAGGUCUGGAUGGAGAGCAUCAUCAUCACAUGGGCCACAAAGAUUUCAACAUUCACAAGGAAAUGGCCGAGUUUAGAUACAUGAAAGCUCAAUUGAAAGAGUUGAAGUAUCUCAUCCACGAGAAGAGACGUUAUAUCACCAAGCAUGCCCAAGAAGAUAACAAUCGUGAUAACGGAAUCAAAGAUUGUGAUAGUCUCCGAUGCAUUGCUGUAAUUAUUAGCGAAAAAGCUCGCAAAUUUUGCGGAAAGAUUGCUGGCGAUAGGUUUGAUGAGGAAUCCUUCCAUCGUUCGCUUGAAAAGCAAUCAAGAAAAGGUGAGAAAUUUGGCAAGGGACUUGAUGAAAAGCCAGGUAAUCAUAUAUCUGGAAAUAAUACUUGCCCAGACGGACCUGAUGGCAAGGACAAUCAUACUGGCCCACACUUUCCUCCUCCUCACCGACACCAUAUUCUACCAGUUUGUCAUUAUCCUCCUCCUUUUGACUUCUAUCCUCAUGCCCCUCAUCGUGAUGGGCCACAUGGACCUUCACAUGGACCUCCUCCACAUGAAUUCGGCCCUCGCGGUUUUGAACACGGAAGACACCCUGAAAUGAGCCCUUCCCAUCAUGAUGAAGAGGAAGGUAGACCUUGGGAAGGACGUCCUAGACAUCAGGAUGGACAUCACGGAAGACCACACGGAGAUGAGCUUGAGGGAGGAGAAAGAUCUCACAGAGGUCAUGGUGAAUCACCUAAACAUGACGGCCCCCCACACGGACAUGAUGAAUUCGAUGAUGAAUUUGAAGGACGUCACGGACGACAUGGAGAUGACUUUGAAGAAUUAGACCGAUUCCACAGAGAACAUGAUGGCUCCUCACACAGAUAUGCCGACAUUGAUGACGAUUCGGAAGGACGUCAUGGAAAGCAUGCUAUCCCAAAUCAUAAACAAGGUCCUCCAUCAUUCGAUGGCCCAGAAUCUGAUCGUUUCGAAGAAAAUCAUCACGGCAAACCUCCACAUGGGGGAUCAUUUGACGGGCUUGAAGAUGAAGAAUCACAUCACCCACACGGUGAGGAAUUUCAUAAUGGUCCACAUCAUGAGGGACCCCAUUACGAAGAUUUCGAGAACUCCGAACUAGAAUUCGACGGACCUCCCCAUGACAAUCCAUUCCGUGAAGGACCUCCCGAAGAUCAUCCAGGCUUUGAUGAAUCUCCUCCCCACGAUGGACCCCAUUCGGGCUCCGCAAUCCACUUUUACGGUCCUCCCCACGAUGGACAUCCACCCCACAUGAUGGAAGGAGGCGGUGAUCAAGGCCCUCCACCCCACAAUCCACCAGGUUUCCCCAUCCACAUCCUCAAAUUCGCCACCAUCGGUUUCCUCUUCUCAAUCCUAAUAAUCGCCCUCUACCAUCGAACCUGCAACCCUAAAGCCCGUUCACUCCGCCAAGCCCGUCGUUCAGACCGUUGCAGACGACGUGCUUAUUGUCGCGCUGCCCACAAAUCGACUUUCAAAACUUGGUGGACACGACUUACUAAUCGUGACAAAGAAGAAGAAUACGAAGAGAAGGGAGCGCUACUAGAAGAUUGUGACUCCGAUUCCGAAUCUACAAUAUCUAUCGGCGAGAACAUCACUUCUUUCCGCAAUGCCGCUAAUAUAGUUAGUGACAUGAUUGCGGCCGAAGAAGGCCGUUCGCCUAUUUCUUUGCAAAUAUCACAUGCUCAUCGCACACCAGAAUAUGUGGGUUCAGGGUUAAAUUACGAUGGCUAUACAAAUACAAGUGAGAUGGAGAUGGAAGAUGAAGAUGAAGAUGAAGAUGUCUUGCCAGCAUAUGAAGAUCAUGAUCAUGAUGGUAAUGAUGCGAGUACACUGGUCGCGGAUGGUUUUAGAUAUACACCGGGUGGUAGUGCGUAUAGUCACGAGUUAUUCGGUGUUUGGUAG
Sclerotinia borealis F-4128 is the source of this 2532-nucleotide messenger RNA. Lineage: Eukaryota; Fungi; Ascomycota; Leotiomycetes; Helotiales; Sclerotiniaceae. The record is from the annotation of a GenBank genome assembly.